This is a messenger RNA of Hypomesus transpacificus, 1380 nucleotides long. It is a transcript of the gene acp5a, whose product is annotated as acid phosphatase 5a, tartrate resistant. Gene Ontology annotation, biological process: bone resorption. NCBI's taxonomy places the organism in Eukaryota, Metazoa, Chordata, Actinopteri, Osmeriformes, Osmeridae. The record is from RefSeq and is a predicted model, not a curated record. The transcript is spliced from 6 exons. The coding region runs from base 98 to 1102 and encodes 334 amino acids. Gene Ontology annotation, molecular function: acid phosphatase activity; ferric iron binding; ferrous iron binding.
GAGGACGUGGAGAGGGAGAGAAACAGAUAAGAGUGAGAGAGAGAGAAAGACUCUAGAGGCACACUCUUCUUGAGCCAGGACACCAUCACCAUUCAGAAUGGCACUCACUCUGUUAGCCACGAUGCUCAAUGCCAUCCUACUGGUUCAGUCCUACCCAACCACCUUCAUGGACCUUGACCAAGGCGACAGCAAAAACCGGACAUCUAUUAAGUUCUUGGCGUUGGGCGACUGGGGUGGAGUGCCCCUACCUCCGUAUAUCACUCCCGUGGAAAAGGCCACGGCCCUGGAGAUGGGGAGAGUGGCAGAGCAGAUGGGAGCUGACUUCGUUCUAGCCCUUGGCGACAAUUUCUACUACAAAGGAGUCGACAGCGUGGACUCUCCGAGGUUCCAGGACACCUUCGAGGCGGUGUAUACGGCAAACUCUCUCAACAUCCCCUGGUAUAUCCUCGCUGGCAAUCACGACCAUGCAGGGAAUGUGCGUGCACAGAUCGAGUACAGCCACAAGUCAGACAGAUGGCGCUUCCCUUACUACUAUUACGAGCUGAACUUCCGUAUCCCCAACACCAAGAAGACCCUGAGCAUCAUCAUGCUGGAUACCGUGAUGCUCUGCGGCAACUCCGACGACUACGAGGAUCAGAAGCCUCGCGGCCCGCUCCUCGCCUCCGACGCCAACCGCCAGCUCGUCUGGCUGCAGGAGAGGAUGGCCAAGUCCAAAGCCGACUUCCUGUUGGUGGCAGGACACUACCCGGUGUGGUCCGUGUCGGAGCACGGCCCGACAGACUGCCUGCUCAAGAGGCUUCGCCCCCUUCUGGUCAAGUACAAGGCCACCGCCUACUUCUGUGGCCAUGACCAUAAUCUUCAGUUCAUCAAGGAGGGUGGCGUGGGAUACGUGGUGAGCGGCGCCGGCAACUUCCUGGAUCCGGACGUUCGCCACUGGCACCACGUCCCCCGUGACGCUAUUAAGUUCUUCACUGGCAAGGCGUCCACGCUGGGAGGCUUCGUCCACGCUGAGGUCACAAAGGACAAGAUGAUCUUGACCUUCAUCGAGGCCAGAGGCACCUCACUUUACCGUACUGUCCUGCCCCACAGGGACCAGUCCUAGUGGAGGGGGUGACUGGGUGGGAGCCAGUGAAUGUGUUUUAGUUUUUUCUUUUUAUCAUUAUUUGGUGUACAGGAUUUUUUGGAUGAAUGAGUCGAGUUGGGUUUCUAGCAUUUUGAGUUGAUUUGUAAACUCUGGAAUAACCACUUUUCGAGCCAUUUUUAACUAAAUAGAAAUGUGAGAAUUUUAAAUGGGGGUAGGAGGGGGAGGGAUGUAAUGUUGUGAAAAAGCCAACUUUUUAUUGUGACCAAUUUUUUAAUAAAACUCCACUUUUGAUCUAA